Messenger RNA from Rotaria sp. Silwood1, 2142 nucleotides. Lineage: Eukaryota; Metazoa; Rotifera; Eurotatoria; Philodinida; Philodinidae. The record is from the annotation of a GenBank genome assembly.
AUGAAACGAAGGACAAAUUUCGACAGUGUCAAAGUACGCAAGUCUACACGACGUCCCCGUCUAACUGAGGGUAUUUAUGGAAGUGCUUUAAUGUAUCUUAAAUUUAUUUGUAUAUGGGGUAUUAUCAUGGCAGCUGAUUUUUUGCUUGAAUUUCGCUUCGAAUUUCUUUGGCCAUUUUGGCUUGUUUUACGAAGUAUUUGUGAUUCAUUUAAAUAUCAAGGAUUGCUUUUCUCAAUAUUCUUUGUACUUAUUGCAUUCGUAACCGAUCUCAUUUGUUAUAUAUUAUUGCCUAUUCAAUGGCUGUUCUUUGCUGCAAGUAGUUAUGUUUGGAUUCAAUAUGUUUGGCAAACAGAACGUGGAAUUUGUCUUGGUACGGUUGUUCUCUGGGUACUCUUCGUUUGGCUAGAAGCAUCAGUACGAUUACGUGAAAUCAAAACUAUUGAUCUUUGUCGACCGUUUGCAGCUCAUUGUAUUGGCUAUCCAAUGGUCACAUUAGGUUUUGGUUUUAAAACUUAUCUUGCUUAUAAAUGGCGACUAAGAAAACAACGUGAAGUACGUAAAACAAAUGAAUUUUAUUCUCAGUUAAUCAAUCAAGCAUUACCAGUUGAAAUUCAACAAGAAGCAGAAAAAGAACGAUUGAGUAGAGAAAAGGGUACAUUCUCUGAAAAUUAUGAUGAUGUAUCACAAACACAUAGUGAUGGAACUUAUCCAUCAUCUCCAUCAACGAUUGUUACAAAUUAUAGUUCAACUUCAUUAUCAAAUAAUUCAACAGUUAAUAAUUCCCAGACACAAUCGUCAUUUUGUACAGUUACAAAACGUUCAUCUAAAAUAAGUUCAACAAUAAAUAAUUCUGAUGGAUUAUCUUCAUCGAAUUCAAAUCCACUUGUACAGACAACAACGACAACGACACGUAAUAAUAAAGCCCAAACAAUGACAACAAGUAAUGGACAUGAUGAUGGUUCAUUAUCAUAUAAACAACAAAAACAAAAUUCAUCAUUAUCAAAUCUUAAUACAACAAAUCAACAGCAGAAAAAACAGUCACAAAAAUCUUCAAAUAUACAACAACAAACAACGACUAAUACACAAAGUCGACGACAAUCAAAAAAACAAGAACAAGUUCAUACAGUAUCACGUGAUUCAUCUGCUUCAUAUGUUAAUGGUUUUGGAGCAACUUCUUCAAUUGAAAAUUCCGACAUUGAAAAAAAUCUUCAAAUUAGUAAAUUAGAAGCUGAUGUACAACGACUAAAUCAAACACUUGAAAAACAUAAAUAUUCAGAAAUACAAUUACGUACACAAGUAACUGAUUUAAAAAAUCUUCGAAAAGAUCUUGAAGAUUUACGUGCAGAAAAUAAUGAUUUAAAAGCAAAAUAUGAUUCUGUUAAUACUCAACGACAACGUGAUAAACAACGUCUAACUGAUUUUGAACGAAAUUUGAAUGAGGAACGACAAAAUAAACAACGUUUAGAAUCACAAAUAAAAACCGAAAAAACUUUAACUAAAAAACUUCAAGAUGAUCUAACAAAAUUAAGUUUAACACCAGCAAAAAGUGAAUGUACAGAACAAUGUAUUAAGCGAAAACGUGAUUUCGAGAAUGAAACACGCGAAAUACGUAAAUUAAUUAAUGACAAAGACGAACGAAUUAAAAUACUUGACAAUGAAAUAAAAGCACUUAAAUAUCGUGAAUCUCAAGCGGAUACUGAAGUGCUUUAUCAACAUUUAACACAAUUAAGAGAACGAAAUGCUCAAUUACAAGAUAGUCUUAGUGCUGAAACUCGAAUUAAACUUGAUCUUUUUUCUGCACUUGGUGAAGUUAAACGACAACUUGAAAUAGCCAACGGUGCCAUUCGAGAAAAAGAACGUGAACUUAUUAUUGCAUUACAAUCUCAACAUCAAGCAAAUAAUUGUAUAUUUAAUGGUCAUCCUCAUUCACAUUGUUCAACAUCAUCUGGACAUUCAUCACCAACACAUCAAUUAAUUGAUACAAAUAAUAAUCCAACAACAACAAUGACUCCAUCAUGUUCAACAACUAUGUUUUAUCCGCCAACUGCUGUUACACCACCGCCAUUACAAAAUGCUACAUCUAACCUCGAUCCUAAUGCUCAAGAUUUUUGUUUACCAACACAUUCGACAAAUAACAAUUAG